Vanrija pseudolonga is the source of this 1344-nucleotide messenger RNA. RefSeq lists its product as uncharacterized. Lineage: Eukaryota; Fungi; Basidiomycota; Tremellomycetes; Trichosporonales; Trichosporonaceae. The record is from RefSeq and is a predicted model, not a curated record. Gene Ontology annotation, molecular function: protein binding. The transcript has 2 exons. Bases 1 to 1344 code for a protein of 447 amino acids.
AUGCCCACGCCCCCGCCCCCGCCCGACAUCGCCUCGCUCGCCGCACUGCCGCCUGAACUACUCCAACACGUAGCCGACCUCCUUCCGACACCAGACGUCGGCGUGCUCCGCCUUACAAGCACAACACUCAACGCAGCACUGGCGGACACCUUCCGCAGGGAACACUUCACGCGGCUCGCGGUCGUCGUCUCCCCCGCAGGGCUAUCAUCGCUCGCGGCCCUCGCCGCCCGCCCCGAGAUCGCGGCGCACGUCCGUUCGUUACGCAUCCUCCCACACACGGCCGACGACGUCGCAGCUAUGGCCACUUCGAACGCCCUCUUGGCCCUCGACGACAGUGUCGAGCGCGAUGGAGGUCCCCUCACGCAACGCCGACCUCGGACCGCGGCCCUUCUUCGCGCGCCGCAUGCCGCUGCGCUGGGGCACGCGGCGCUCGCGGCCGCCGGCGACAUUCGGGUCAACGAUCGCCGGCUGGGCCCGAUAUUCCGCGCUGCGGUCGUCGCGCUGGGCCGGGCACAUGCGGCCCGCGCGAGCGCGGGAUAUGGCCCCGUGCCCGAGCUCGUCGCGGACGGCUCGACGGUGCUCGAUGACGCGGUGUUCGCCCUCGGCGACGAGCUGCGUUCGCUGCUCGCGCCGGCGCUCGCGUCCCUCGAUCGCGUGCAGCUGUUCUUUGGCCGGUGUUCUGCCGACCCGGCAGGCUGGACGCACGCUGUCGCAUUCAUGCGGCUGUGUAGCCCGUCAUCGCUUACCCUGCGGGCCGUCGAGAGCGCGGGCCAUGGCCCAUGUCUCCCAGCCACGCUGAGGUGGAUGCUAGACGCCCCCGCGCCGUUCGCGCGGCUGCAACGCCUCGAGCUGAGCGGGUACACUGAGCUAGCGCCGAACGACCUGUACGCCCUCCUCACCAAGUUCCCGCGCCUGGCGAAGGUGACGCUCGAGUGGGUCAGCCUCACGAUCACCGACGACCGCGGCCCGGAGCAGUGGGACGGCGCCCAGUGGCGCUCCCUCCUGCACGACCUGUCCGCGCAGCACCAGGCCACCCCACUGCCCAUCGCCGAGAUGCACCUCAAGUCUAUCACAGAGUAUGCUGCCGUGCGCUUCGUGACUGGGCGCAAGAGCUGCGAAGACGACGCGAGCGCGUACGCCGCCGACAGCGGCGUGCACUUCCCCGUCGCUGUCCACCUUCCCGGCCGCAAGACGUAUCGCGACAUGCCGGCCGGAGGCGACCUGUUCGCGCGCUUGGCCCAGUCGAUUCGCACACCGUGGUAUGAGCCUGAUUCGGACGGUGGGAUCGACGGCGAGACGGAGUCGGAUGAGACGGACUACGACGACGAGCUGGACGACUAUUGA